AUGUAAACGCAUCACUUGCUUGCCACUCUGAGAAUCGAAAAACCAACUUAGAAGCCAUAAUUCUUGAAAAUACUGCAGGAUCAUAUGAUUGUGAAUUGCACCAAUGAAUAAAUUGAUUAGGCUUGGGAACAUUGUCAAGAAAAAGAAUAUAAAUAAGUUAUAGAAGUUUUACAACAGCAGAGAAUGAGAAGCAUCUCAUUAAAUUCUCAAAAAAUAUAAACUAAGUUACAACCCCUAGUUGAAAUAUUUGAUAAAAUGGACAACAUCAGAAAAAGAGAAGGUAACGAAAAAGAAAUUAAUAAAUAAUUGAUUGCCUUGAAAUUUGAGGCUGAACGGAAAUUAAAAGAUUUCAUUAAUGAAUCCUGCUUAGACAGCAGUUUUACUCAAGUUUUAUAGGAAAAGAUUGUUGAAUUUCAGGGAGAAAGAAAUAAAUUAAAUGAAGAAUAGGGCAAGUAAGGUAGCAAGAAAGCAUAGUAACGAUUGAUUGAUCGACAAAAGGUUAGGGCUACAAAAUUAUAGUAAUAAAUCUAAUUCGUCCUGCACAAUGAUGACAACAAAGCAAGGGCAUAGGCAAUCUGUACAAAAUUGCUAAAUACUUCAGUUCCGAGAUAUAAAUCAACAUUGAAUGAUAAAUAAGAAUAAAGAAUAAUUAAAAUAAUGAACACUAAGUUUUUAUUAUGAACACUU
Messenger RNA from Paramecium octaurelia, 687 nucleotides. NCBI's taxonomy places the organism in Eukaryota, Ciliophora, Oligohymenophorea, Peniculida, Parameciidae. The record is from the annotation of a GenBank genome assembly.